AUGGCCGAUGAUGAAGCUUUGGCUACUGCUCUAGCGCAAAUUGCUCGUUUGCAGGCGCAAGUAGAUCAGCUCACGGUUGAGGCUGAUCAGCCUGCGGUUGAAGCAGCUCCUGCUGCAAUGCCGGGCAUAAAUUUUAAUGGUAAUGGUGAGGCUGUUGGUGCUAAUGGUGUGAACGUGCAGUCUUCAUUCCGCUUGGACCAUUAUAGAGUUCCCAAAUUACCUCCAUUCUCGCAAGUGGACCCUGCCCUUUGGUUUAUUCAGGCUGAAGUGUCCAUGAGAAAUGCCCGUAUUCUUAUUGAUUCCACCAAAGCUGACACUGUUCUUGCAGCAUUAGAUGUGGAAGUCUUAGGUUGUGUUAGGGACAUUAUAAUCAUGAAUCCGCCACCUGUAAAUAUCUAUGAGCAAAUUAAAGCCCGUGUUAUUGCAACUUACGCUGAGUCGGAUGAGAUGAAGCUGCGUAAACUGUUGAAGGGGCAAGUAGGAAUUGAUGGCAAGCCGUCGUUGAUGCUAAGCCGUCUUAGAGGUCUUAGCAACGGCACGGUCGAUGACAAUAUUAUUAGAUCAAUUUUUCUUGAACAGCUCCCUCGAGAGCACCGUGCAAUUCUCGUUUCAGCAGGUGUCUCAGACCUUAAUCGUCUAGCUGAGGCUGCUGACCGCAUUGCCGAAUGUGCAUCUACUAGUUCAGAGCCUUAUAUUGCUUCUGCCUCUAAGCCAUCAGCUACCUCAGUCCCUGCAGUUUCAGAAAUGAAGCAACUUAUGGAUAGUAUUGCCGCUCUCAACAAGAAAGUAUUACACCUUGAAAAAGAGCUUAAGAAAACACGUUCACGCUCGUCUUCGAAUUCUCGUAGAGCGUCAAACUCUAGAGAAGAUUCUUCUUCUCUCUGCCGCGCUCAUACUCAAUACCCAGAUAAUCCAACCUCUUGUCGGAAGUGGUGUUCUAAGUAUGACGAUUGUGUCAAUAAACCAAAAAACUAA
Anthonomus grandis grandis is the source of this 975-nucleotide messenger RNA. RefSeq lists its product as uncharacterized. Lineage: Eukaryota; Metazoa; Arthropoda; Insecta; Coleoptera; Curculionidae. Bases 1 to 975 code for a protein of 324 amino acids. The record is from RefSeq and is a predicted model, not a curated record. The transcript has a single exon.